ACAUGAACUAAAAUAGCUUAAGCAAAGCAAAAAAAACAAUGGCAUUGUCGAUAUUAAUCACCAUUUUUUCCUUAGUAAAUCUGUUUAUUACAAAGUCUAACUCAGCUAUUACAGAAGGUGAUGUGGAUCUUCUUGAGUUUCCUCUGAAUUUGGAGUACUUAGAAGCUGAGUUCUUUUUGUUUGGUUCUACGGGUCGAGGUUUGGAUUUUUUCGCGCCGAAUUUGACGGAAGGUGGUGCACCGCCCCUUGGUGUUAAGCUGGCUAGACUUGAUCCGUUCACUCGAGAUAUUAUCAAGCAAUUUGCUUGGCAAGAAGUUGGUCACUUGAGGGCCAUUAAGAGCGUUGUGAAGGGAUUUCCAAGGCCAUUAUUGGAUUUAAGUGCAGAAUCAUUUGCAAAAGUUAUAAACAAAGCAUUUGGAAAACCACUGAAUCCACCUUUCGACCCUUAUGUCUCUUCUCUCAACUUUCUCAUCGCCUCCUACUUAGUUCCCUAUGUUGGCUUAACAGGAUACGUUGGUGCAAACCCUAAACUUCAAAAUUCUACUUCAAAACAGCUUGUUGCAGGGCUAUUAGCUGUAGAGUCGGGACAAGAUGCAGUAAUCAGAACAUUAUUAUACGAGAGAGCCCUUGAGAAAGUGUAUCCAUAUAAGAUAACAGUUGCAGAGUUCACAGAUCGCAUUUCCAACCUAAGGAAUGAGCUAGGAAAUAAUACUGCUGUCAAAGAUGAAGGUAUUAUAGUUCCUAGGGGAGAAGGUGCAGAAGGCAGAAUUAAUGGAAAUGUGCUUGCAGGAGAUGAGCAUUCCCUCGGAUAUCCAAGAACAGCAGAAGAAAUACUCAGAAUCGUGUACGGUGGAGGUGAUGAACGUGUGCCUGGAGGUUUUUACCCUAAAGGAGCUGAUGGUCGGAUAGCAAAAUCUUACUUGCCCAACAAGGCUUGAGAUUGUAAUUUAAAAUUACUUAUUAUGAAACUGGUCUAGUAAUAUUUGGAAAUAA
Molecule: messenger RNA, 993 nt
Organism: Mercurialis annua (annual mercury)
Lineage: Eukaryota; Viridiplantae; Streptophyta; Magnoliopsida; Malpighiales; Euphorbiaceae
Product: desiccation-related protein PCC13-62
Exons: 3
Coding region: 39-938 (299 amino acids)
Source: RefSeq, a predicted model, not a curated record